Penicillium cosmopolitanum is the source of this 1551-nucleotide messenger RNA. RefSeq lists its product as uncharacterized. The record is from RefSeq and is a predicted model, not a curated record. The transcript has 2 exons. Gene Ontology annotation, cellular component: mitochondrial inner membrane. The coding region runs from base 1 to 1551 and encodes 516 amino acids. Gene Ontology annotation, molecular function: ATP hydrolysis activity; ATP binding; ATP-dependent peptidase activity. Gene Ontology annotation, biological process: protein quality control for misfolded or incompletely synthesized proteins; mitochondrion organization. NCBI's taxonomy places the organism in Eukaryota, Fungi, Ascomycota, Eurotiomycetes, Eurotiales, Aspergillaceae.
AUGAUUCAGAAUGUCACUGCUGUGACAUCCGAUCUCUGGCCCUCUAUGUCUAGUCUUUUCGCGGCUUCCUUGAAGCGGUCCGGCCGAAGUCCGACUCUCGUCCGCGCUUUCGCAGUCCCGGCCACUCGUUCCAUUUCGACAGUGUCACCCUUCCGCUUCAAAUCGUUACAGACCGCACCAAAGCCACAAGGUCUGUCACAGCUCCAACAACAGAGGUUCAUCUUUGGAGGCUCUUCGCAGAAUCUACUGGCACAGAAGGAGAAGACCGCGAACAACAAUCCGAAUAGCGCCAAUGCCCAGAAUGCCUUCUACCAAGCUCUUCUGCGUGCAAACAUGCCCGCGAUCGUUGUGGAAAGAUACCGGACCGCUCAAUUCGCAAGCAACUCGACAACAGAGGCCCUCUUCACUCAAGCUCUGCAGCGCGUCGGCGGUGCUGAGGCCAUCGGUUUUGGAGCGCAGACCCAGGGUCUCAAGUCUGAACAGCUUCAGGCCGUUGGACAGGCCGUUGCUGCGCAGAACGGUGGAGGUCAAAUUGGAAUGGCAACUCGGCAAACUGGCACUGGCGCGAAGGAGGCCCCUCUCUACGUUGUAGUGGAUGAGUCUCUGAGCAGCGUGGUUUUCCGCUGGGUUAAAUUCCUUUUGAUCUUUGGAUUUUUCUGCUAUCUCUCCCUCGUUGUGGUUACCGUCUUGAUCGAGACUACCGGUGUUAUGAAGAACAUUCGCGGCGCACAGACCAAUGAAGCCCAGCCUCAGCAGCAAACUGUGCGGUUCAGUGACGUUCACGGUUGUGACGAGGCCAAGGAUGAGCUCCAGGAGCUUGGUGUUCUUCUGGUUGGUCCUCCCGGUACUGGUAAAACCCUGCUCGCCCGUGCUGUCGCGGGAGAAGCCGGUGUCCCGUUCUUCUACAUGUCUGGCUCCGAAUUCGAUGAGGUCUAUGUCGGCGUUGGCGCUAAGCGUGUCCGCGAACUCUUCAGUCAAGCCCGUGGCAAAUCCCCCGCCAUCAUCUUCAUUGAUGAGCUGGAUGCCAUAGGUGCGAAGAGGAAUGAGCGUGAUGCUGCCUAUGUCAAGCAAACCCUUAACCAGCUGCUCACCGAACUUGAUGGCUUCUCCCAGAGCAGCGGUGUUAUCAUUCUUGGCGCUACCAACUACCCCCAACUACUCGAUAAGGCAUUGACCCGACCUGGUCGAUUCGACCGCAAGGUCACUGUCGGUCUUCCUGACGUCCGCGGCCGUAUGGAUAUUCUUCGACACCACAUGAAGGAUGUUCAGAUCGGCACUGAUAUCGAUCUUGCUGUUAUCGCCCGUGGCACUCCCGGUUUCUCUGGUGCAGACCUUGAGAAUCUUGUCAACCAGGCUGCAAUCCACGCCAGUCGUGACCGCAAGACCAAGGUCGGCUCGUUCGACUUUGACUGGGCCAAGGACAAGAUCAUGAUGGGUGCUGAGGCUAGGAGCCGCAUCAUUCAAGAUAAGGAUAAGCUUUCGACUGCCUACCACGAAGCUGGUCAUGCUCUUGUUUCCUACUUCUCGCCCUCCUCUACCCCCCCUGUAUAA